UUUUGUUUAAAAUUAAUUUUGCUGUUUCAAUUUUCUCAUUCUAAUUUAAUAUAUUUUAAAAAUGUGUUAUAUUUAAAGACAUGGUUAGAAAUUGGCCAUUUGUGUGAAUUUGGCCGAAGGUGUCAAAAACAUAGGACUCUGUUUUUUCAUUCCUUCAAUAAUUUGUUUCUAGCCGCGGAUGACACGAAGACAUUAUAUUUUUAUCAAUUUUACUUUUUUACUUCGAAAUCAAAGUCUUAGGGAAAAUAGAAUGAAAAGUAUGAAUGCCAUAACAGAAAGAAGUAAUUUAAUUAAUAGUGAAAAUGAAGAUUCUAAUGUUUGGAAUAGUUCUUAUGGGAUUUUAUCUAACAGGAAAUUAGCAAGAUCCGUAGCUUCUCUAAUUUGCCAAACACAUGCGAUUGAAAAUAAAUUGAAAAUAUUUGCAGAACAGAAAUCUAUUUCUGCAAAAGAAGAAGAAAGUAUAAAAAAGUCUUGCGAAUUAUAUGAACAGAUGUUAAUCUUAAUCAAAGAAUGGAAAAAUCUUCAUUUUUCAAAUUUGUCUAAUACUUUGAAUCCUUGGAGUCAACAAAUUUUCAAGAGCCCUAAUAAACUCAUCAUAUAAAAUAAAAGUGUACUCAGACUAGGGUUUUACAAAACAAUUUGUAAAAAUAUUUUUCGAAUAUAAAGUUUUCUUACAA
Messenger RNA from Belonocnema kinseyi, 677 nucleotides. RefSeq lists its product as uncharacterized. Lineage: Eukaryota; Metazoa; Arthropoda; Insecta; Hymenoptera; Cynipidae. The transcript is spliced from 3 exons. The record is from RefSeq and is a predicted model, not a curated record. Bases 179 to 601 code for a protein of 140 amino acids.